Molecule: messenger RNA, 2414 nt
Organism: Oryza brachyantha (malo sina)
Lineage: Eukaryota; Viridiplantae; Streptophyta; Magnoliopsida; Poales; Poaceae
Product: actin-related protein 5
Exons: 12
Coding region: 137-2281 (714 amino acids)
Biological process (GO): regulation of DNA-templated transcription
Cellular component (GO): Ino80 complex; cytoplasm
Source: RefSeq, a predicted model, not a curated record
CGGCGCAGCGAAGAGGGAGCCAAAAAAAUAAAAAUAAAAAUUACCGAAAGCUCCCAAACCCCUCUCCCCCUCCUCCGUCUCCGCCUCCGCCUCCGCCUCCGGCGAGGCAGCUCCCGCGCGGCCGCCACCGGCUGACAUGUCGCGGGUGUACCGCCCCGAGCGGGAGACCGACUUCGCCAGCUUCCCGCACGCCACCCCCAUCGUCAUCGACAACGGCGCCUCCACCUUCCGCAUCGGGUGGGCCGGUGAGGAGGAGCCGCGCGUCGCCUUCCGCAACAUCGUGCAGAGGCCGCGGCACCGCAGCUCUGGUGAAACUGUCACAGUUGUUGGGGACACUGAUCCUGCUUUGAUGAAAUAUUUUGAUUGCACACGAUCAUCAAUUCGAUCACCAUUUGAUGAUGACGUUGUCUACCAAUUCGAGUACAUGGAAUAUAUUCUUGACUAUGGUUUUGAUCGAUUAGGUGCCACUUCAGAGGUGGGCCAUCCCAUUCUUAUGACAGAGUGUGAAUGCAAUCCAUCCUUUUCUCGAGCCAGAAUGUCAGAACUACUUUUUGAGACAUAUGGCGUGCCAUCCAUUGCUUUUGGCAUCGAUGAUGCAUUUAGUUACAAGUACAAUCAGAAACUUGGAAAUUGUGGAGAAGAUGGCCUGGCCAUUUCGUGUGAACACGGAACAUGCCAUGUUGUUCCAUUCUUAAAGGGACAACCUGUGUUGGGGGCAUGCUGUAGAACCAACAUUGGUGGGUUUCACAUUACAGAUUUACUGAGGCAGCUCCUCUCUCUAAAAUAUCCCUAUCACAGUGCAAGCAUUACAUGGGAAAAGGCUGAAGAGUUGAAGAAGGAACAUUGUUACAUAGCCCUUGAUUAUAUGUCAGAGUUGCAGAUAUUUAAGAACAAUAAGGAAGAAGCUGAAGAAAAAACUAGGUAUUGGCAGCUACCGUGGGUCCCACCACCUAUAGAGGAACCACCAUCUGAGGAAGAGCUGGCAAGAAAAGCAGCUUUGAAGGAAAAGGCUGGCCAGCGUUUACGAGAAAUGGCUGCUGCAAAAAGGUCUCAGAAGAUAGCAGAACUUGAAAAGCAGAUUUCUUAUUUGGAGGAGCUAAUGGAGCAACUUGAUGGAGCCGAGGAAGAAGAAGCAACAGCUAUUCUAGGUAGAUCUGGCUAUCUUUCCCAACAGGAAAUCAAAUCUGCUAUUUUGAAAGCAACACAGUCCUUACGGAAGGCAAAGGGGGAGACCAAUGGUAAUGAAGAUAAAACAGAUGCUUCUGCGGCUGAUAAAUAUCCACUUGUGAAUGUCCCAGAUGAGACAUUGACACCAGAGCAGUUAAAAGAGAAGAAGAAACAGAUACUACUCAAAACCACAACAGAGGGCCGAAUGCGUGCCAAGCAGAGACGUGCUGAGGAGGAAGCAUUGAGGGAGAAGCAAGAAGAAGAGAGGCGUUUGGAGAACCCAGAGUUAUACCUUGAAGAGCUCCGUGCUCGAUACUCGGAACUUUCUGAUAAGGUUGAUCAAAGGAAGCGGCAGAAACUUAACGGUGGUAAGACCAAUGGUAAUCAUAAUUCAUCUGGUGGUGUAGGCCGUGGGGAACGUCUUAAUGCAGCCCAGAAAGAAAGGAUGCGGCUGCUCACUUCUGCUGCAUUUGAUCGGGGGAAAGGUGAGGACACUUUUGGAACGAGAGAUGAAGAUUGGUUAGUGUACAAAAAAAUGAGCAAAGAUAAUGAUGAUGACGAUGAUGGGAAUGAUGAUGAUGAAUCAGAACUUGCUCGAAUUGCUUCUAAGAUCCAGGAGAUGGACCCUACAUUUGUGAACAAAACUGAAGCUGUUCAACAGACUCCAGAGCCUCCUAAGGUUCGGACUCUUACAGCAGAAGAUUACAGAAUUUCCAUUGGGAUCGAGCGAUUCCGCUGCCCUGAAAUAUUGUUCCAGCCUGGUAUGAUAGGAAUCGACCAGGCUGGCAUCGAUGAGAUGGUCAGCAUUUCACUUAGGAGACUAAUGGAGGACGAGUCUGUCAAGGAGCGCCUUUGCCAGUCCAUCCUUGUCACUGGAGGGUGUUCUCUGAUCCCUGGCAUGAUCCCUCGGCUGGAAUCUGGAAUCCGGCAGUUUCGGCCAUACCUAACACCCCUGAAGCUUGUAAGAGCAGCUGACCCCCUUUUAGAUGCAUGGAAGGGCGCUGCUGCCUUUGCAGCUUCCAGCAAGUUUGGGAGACAUACCUUCAGCUUAGCAGAUUAUAGAGAGCAUGGAGAAAAUUUGUUUCAUCGGUACAAUAUUGUUUACUCAUUGUAGUAUCUUUACUUCUUUAGCAGUAUUAGCUAACAUGAGUAUGCUGACACGUAUUGUUGUUACAUAUUUGUGAACAAACAUCAUAUUUACCAAAGGCAAUUUAUUGACAGCCAAUAGCAGUAAACAGCUUUGCAGC